Eurypyga helias (sunbittern) is the source of this 978-nucleotide messenger RNA. It is a transcript of the gene AARSD1, whose product is annotated as alanyl-tRNA synthetase domain containing 1. Gene Ontology annotation, molecular function: Ser-tRNA(Ala) deacylase activity; aminoacyl-tRNA ligase activity; ATP binding. Gene Ontology annotation, biological process: tRNA aminoacylation; regulation of translational fidelity. The record is from RefSeq and is a predicted model, not a curated record. Lineage: Eukaryota; Metazoa; Chordata; Aves; Eurypygiformes; Eurypygidae. The transcript has 10 exons. The annotation marks the transcript as partial.
GAGCCGGGCGCCGAGGUGCUGCUGUCGCUGGACUGGGAGCGCCGCUUCGACCACAUGCAGCAGCAUUCAGGACAGCAUCUCAUCACCGCCAUCGCAGAGCAGAUGUUCGGCUUCAAGACAACUUCCUGGGAGCUGGGCCGCCAGCGAAGUGUCAUCGAGCUGGACACCCCCUCCAUGACAGCAGAGCAAACAGAGGCCCUGGAGAGGAGCGUGAACGAGAAAAUCCGGGAGAGGGUACCCGUGGUGGUGAGGGAACUGGCUGCAGACGACCCUGAAAUUGAAACAGUGAGGAGCCGCGGUUUGCCCGAUGACCACGUGGGGCCAGUGCGGGUUGUCGACAUCCAAGGCGUGGACUCCAACAUGUGCUGUGGGACUCACGUCUCCAACCUGAGUGACCUGCAGGUUAUUAAACUCCUUGGCACAGAAAAAGGGAAAAAGAACAAAACCAACUUGGUUUUCCUGGCAGGAAGCCGAGUGCUGAAGUCAAUCGAACAAAGUCACAGCACUGAGAAGGCUCUGACCUCGCUGCUCAAAAACGGGCCAGGUGAGCACGUGGAGGCGGUGAAGAGGCUGCAGAGCUCCGUCAAGCUGCUCCAGAAGAACAACUUGAACCUGCUCAGGGACAUGGCGGUUCUGAUAGCCCGGGACUUCAAGAGCCAACCUGUUCCGAGCCAGCUGUUUGUUCUACACAGGAAGGAGGGUGACUCUGAAUUUAUGAACAUCAUCGCCAAUGAGAUCGGGACAGAGGAAACCCUGCUGUUCCUGACCGUGGGGGAUGACAGAGAAGCGGGACUCUUUCUUCUGGCUGGACCUGUUGACGCAGUUGAGAGUUUAGGUCCCAGGGUGGCAGAGCUGCUGGGAGGCAGAGGAGCUGGGAAGCGAGGCCGCUUUCAGGGCAAGGCCGCCCAGAUGAGUCGGCGAGGAGAAGUGCAAGCGCUGCUCCAGGAAUUCGUCAGCCGUCGGAGCCCUGAGGCAUAA